Molecule: messenger RNA, 1029 nt
Organism: Xenopus laevis (African clawed frog)
Lineage: Eukaryota; Metazoa; Chordata; Amphibia; Anura; Pipidae
Product: endonuclease domain-containing 1 protein
Source: RefSeq, a predicted model, not a curated record
AUGAAGAUGAUGCUGAGUCUGGGUUGGCUGUUCAUUGCCAUAGUCCAUAUGGCUGAACCUCUCAUCUCUAAUAACUUCGCUGCCUGUAACUUUGCUUCCCUGUAUGACAGAAGGAGGCGCAUUCCCCUCUAUUCAGCCUACAUCUUGGACAGGAGAUCUUCAUGUUUAGAUCAGAGGAAAAGCACUUUCAAUGUUGAACCUCAGCUGGUUCAUAGGGAGUUGAACAAAGCAAUGCUGAGUGAAGCAGCUACUAAAAAACAGAUAACAGAGCAUGGCAUUAAAAAAGACCCCAGAACACUUAUUGAGUCAAGUCAAGCUGUUAAUGCUGAUUAUGAAAGGACUGGCUAUGACAGAGGUCAUUUAAGUCCCGUGUGCCAUCAGGCAGACAAAAAUGAGCAGGAUGCGACAUUCACGCUGACCAAUGUGGUGCCAAUGAAUGCUAACUUCAACAGAGGCAAAUGGAAAUCUUAUGAACUACAUAUGAUCAAGUAUGCUAAAGAAUGCACCACUAUGUAUGUGGUUACUGGCAUCGUACCGGGCGAUAAGUGGAUCAAUAGGACGAAUACUGACCGUGUGAAUAUUCCCAGCCAUGUGUGGAAUGCUUAUUGCUGUGUAGAUAAUAAUGGCAAACCAAUCAAAUCAGGGGCAGGGAUUGGGGAAAAUAUAAUGUCAACAAAUGAUGUUUCUCAGAUUGGAAUUGAUGACCUUCAAAAAAAACUCAAGAAUAGUUUAGGAAAUAUUGAGAUAUUCCAAAAUAACUGUAUGAAAUUCUAGAAUUUACAUCCUAAUAAAAUGCCAAAAGGCAAACCGCUAAAUGUCUCCAUUGAUGCUACAGUCCUAUCCUAACUGCACUCAAUGCCUUCCUACUGACUUCACCUGUAGAUUUCAGUUUUCAUUCAUUACACAGUAUAAAUCAGAAAAAAAAGUUCAAAUCAAAAAGAGGGGACGAGACACUGUCUGGACCUAUGUGAUUGCUUUUUUGCUAAUUUGCAGUUUGGUGCAGAUCAACUAGUGAAAUUUCCCGUUGGC